AUGCCCCAGAUCAUGCCGUCCGAGUUCUUGGGCGAGCCAGGCCUGGACGCGGAGAUCAUGGUUGGCUUGCCGCAGGACCAUGCCAGCUCCAACUCUGGAGAGUAUAGCAACGAGCACAACGGAGCACCGUUGGGGGAACCAGUGGCGCAUCAGAGAUCAAGCAGUGCAGAAGAACAUGAAAAAUCAGCACAGAGGGCUGCGCGUGUGGCUGAGAAGAACAGGAGGGCUCAAAAGAGAUUUCGAGAGAGGGAGAAGAUGAAGAAGGCCACGUUGGAGAGCCAGGUUGCUGAGCUCACCACGAAGCUAGCAGCGUUGUCCCAGGAGAAGAACAGGCUAGAAAACAGAAACAACAUCCUUGAAAAGGUAGUGAAGCUCAAGGACGAGUACAUCACAGAUCUGGAGAGCAAGGGGCCGAAGUUGGAAUUGCCCCCGGCACAGAGCAAUUUGAAUGAGGCACUCCAUGACUUCUACAAAGUGGUCAUGGAGGGCCCAUGCCCGCACAACGAUGGCGGAAACAUCCCGAUGUCUGCUAUCCAGAAAACGCACAAGGCUUACAUCGAUGCGCUGGCCAAAGCACUGGUGGAGGGCGCUGAGGAUCCCACCAGGCCGGCGCACAAGAGGAUGUGUGACCUCGUGCGUGCAGACCGGGCAGUGAUGGCGCGGAUAGGCCUCCUGAGCGACAAGUUGUACAUGAUAGUUGCCUCGCAGCAGGUCAUGCCGCUCGACAAGCCAAUCGGCAGGCCGGAUAUGCAGCACUGGAAGGGUGUCCUGGAUACGGUGAAUCUGUCUAUGUCCCAGAAGGAGGCGGUCCUGGCGGCCAGGCAUGAUUUGCUCUCGCGCAUGGGCUCUAUUGUCGCUGACAGGCAGCCCCUCGUGCAGGGAAUUGCAGCCAAUGCUGAGGGAGGCGACUUCUCCAAGCAGUAUGAGAGGCGGGAGAUGAUUGAGCAGCUCCAGAACAAUCUCAAGGAGGAGUACCGCGCUGUGUUUGAUUUCGAGGUCGCGCUCUAUCAGACGAUUCUCAAGCCGCUGCAGCAGGCGCGCAUGCAGGUGGCGUCCUACCCGUGGCCGGUGGACUCGCUGGCCAUCUGCGGCCUCAUCGCGGCCGAGCGGCAGUCCCGGGAAGCUGGCGGCAGCUUCGAGGAAGGCGCGCAGCAGAUGGAGGCUGACUACUCGUCCCUGCUCACCGGCCUGCCUGAGAAAAGCCCUUUCCGCAUGCUCGCCGCCCCCAUGCCGGUCCUCUGA
This is a messenger RNA of Coccomyxa subellipsoidea C-169, 1242 nucleotides long. RefSeq lists its product as hypothetical. NCBI's taxonomy places the organism in Eukaryota, Viridiplantae, Chlorophyta, Trebouxiophyceae, Coccomyxaceae. Bases 1 to 1242 code for a protein of 413 amino acids. The transcript is spliced from 11 exons. Gene Ontology annotation, biological process: regulation of DNA-templated transcription. Gene Ontology annotation, molecular function: DNA-binding transcription factor activity. The record is from RefSeq and is a predicted model, not a curated record.